AUGGCUCUCUGCAAAGUUUGUCAAGAGACAUUGGUGCUACGUCUUGAUCCUGAGGAGGAUGUAGAUGACGAGGCCGGCGCAGCAGGCCCCAGCACUUCAGAUUCAUCCGUGCCCGAUGAUCUUGAGCUCCCCUGUGGUUGUCACUUUCACUGGCAAUGCUUGCUUGAUCAAUCUUCAGAUGUAGCCCUGUCCCUCAAGUGUCCCAGCUGCGACGCAUACCUUCCUGUCAACGAAGGGGGUCCUUCGGUGACAAACACUUUCCUCUCGACACCCCCGGGCACCGCAAUAUUCACAAGAUAUACGAAUGAGGGCGGCAUUCAGGAAAACCUAGAUAUCCUUCCAUCCAUCACCGAAGAAGCAUAUCUUGAGAGUAACCCCGAGGCGCGCCCAGCUCGCGCGCUCCAUGUCAUGUGCGCGGAGGGUGAUGUUGGCGGCAUUGUUGAACUUCUCCGAGACGCUGGUGAUAGUAUUGAAGAUCUCACAGCCUUCGUAACCUACCAGGACCCUCUGGGAGACAUGAAGAACGGGUUGCACCUUGCGAUCGAAAACUCACAGGAGGAAUCGCUGUGGCUUUUGCUUUGGCUUUGUUCCACGAUCCCCGAGUCUUUUUUCCCAGAGUAUGCUCGCUCUGUGGCUGAGGCGACCGGUGUUGGCCGCCUGUCGGUGAAUAGAGAAAGGGACAUUCGUGGGUUGCGAGACAACCAAGGUAGGACAGCUGCAGACUUUGCCCAACAGCGACAGGGACAGUGGGGGCAUAUUCUUCAGACAGGUUUAUUAUCGCUGUAG
Messenger RNA from Fusarium mangiferae, 786 nucleotides. RefSeq lists its product as uncharacterized. The transcript is spliced from 2 exons. The record is from RefSeq and is a predicted model, not a curated record. NCBI's taxonomy places the organism in Eukaryota, Fungi, Ascomycota, Sordariomycetes, Hypocreales, Nectriaceae. The coding region runs from base 1 to 786 and encodes 261 amino acids.